This is a messenger RNA of Coregonus clupeaformis (lake whitefish), 5160 nucleotides long. RefSeq names its product LETM1 domain-containing protein LETM2, mitochondrial-like. NCBI's taxonomy places the organism in Eukaryota, Metazoa, Chordata, Actinopteri, Salmoniformes, Salmonidae. Gene Ontology annotation, cellular component: mitochondrial inner membrane. The transcript is spliced from 10 exons. Gene Ontology annotation, biological process: intracellular monoatomic cation homeostasis. The record is from RefSeq and is a predicted model, not a curated record. Bases 415 to 1926 code for a protein of 503 amino acids. Gene Ontology annotation, molecular function: ribosome binding.
GGUUAGGCGUAAGGUUAGCAGUGUGGUUAAGGUUAGGUUUAAAAUCAAAUUUUAAGAAGAGAAAUUGUAGAAAUGGGUGGGAUUUAGCCAUAAUUAUGGCUGUGUUAACUUAACUAGUGACGAGCCGGCAGCAGCGGUAGGUCACUGUACCAAAUAGGCGAAGUUGGUCAAAAGGGUACAUGACGUUUCUCGAAGGAAUACUAGUAAUAAAUCAGUCGGAAAUUGGGUUAUUAUCACAUCAGUAGUGGUGAUUUUCGUCGCACAUCUUCAAUCAGCGCACAACUGUGAAUGGAUUGUAACAGUUACUAUUUUGCUCUUUUAGACCAGCCUUACGACGACCAGUCGGCAGCCAUAGCAUAGCUCGACGCUAGGACAAUUUGACGUUCGAGGAGACCUCGAUCUGCCAGUGUAACAAUGGCAGUGUUCAGUGCACAGGUGCUUCUGGCAGUAACAAGAUCAAGGGGAUCUUACCUGCUGUCUAAGAGGCACAGCUGCUGCCCCCUCCCCUCCACAGCUUACGUCCACCACAACCUGGACCCCCCCAGCCACCUGUCGUCCCUACCCUCCCUAAGGCGUUCCAGGUCUGGCUACCCUCACUGCGUUUGGCUCCAUGGUUUCAAGACCCACAGUACCACCCUGCUGGCCAGAUCUCUGCACAGCUCCUGUGUUUGGCUGCAGGACACCAAGGCUCCUGCCACCCCAGCCCAGAAUGACCACCCAGGGACCCCCAAGAAUGGCCCCUCUGGCCCUGCACCCCAACCUCCAGCUACUGCUCCCCCUGCUUCCGCCACUGUAGCGGCUGCAGCUGCUGCCCCUACGGUCCAGGUAGUAAGGAAAUCUAUUGGCCAGAGGAUAGUGGAUGAGCUGAAACACUACUACAACGGCUUCAGGCUGCUGGGGAUCGAUACCAAGAUCGCAGGGAGGAUGGUGUGGAGACUGCUGCACGGACAACUGCUCUCACGCAGGGAGAGGAGACGGCUGAUGAGGACAUGUGCUGACCUGUUCCGCCUGCUGCCCUUCAUGGUCUUCAUCAUCGUUCCCUUCAUGGAGUUCCUGCUUCCUGUCUUCCUCAAGCUCUUCCCUGAGAUGCUGCCCUCCACUUUCGAGACCGAGACCAAGAAGGAAGAGAAGCAGAAGAAGGGUCUGGCUGCUAAGCUGGAGCUGGCUAAAUUCCUCCAGGAGACCAUAGCAGAGAUGGCCAAGAGGAACAAGACCAAGGCUCUGACAGAGGAUGAGACGCAGCGCUUCUCCACCUAUGUACAGAAGGUGCGUCACACAGGGGAGCAGCCUACCACUAAGGACAUCGUCAAGUUCUCCAAGCUGUUUGAAGAUGAAUUGACGCUGGAGCAUCUAGAGCGCCCCCAGCUGGUGGCCCUGUGUAAGCUGCUGGAGCUGCAGCCCAUAGGAACCAACAACCUGCUCCGCUUCCAGCUGAUGAGGCAGCUGAGAACCAUCAAAGCAGACGACGAGGUGAUAGCCACUGAGGGUGUGCCUGCUAUGAGUGUGUCAGAGCUGCAGGCAGUGUGUCGUAGCAGAGGGAUGAGGUCACUGGGUCUGACCACUGACCAGCUACGCCAGCAGAUGCAACAGUGGUUGGACCUGCACUUGAAGGAGAACGUUCCUCCUUCUCUGCUGCUGCUCUCCAGAGCUAUGUACUUGACUGACAUCAAACCCAUUAUACCUAUCAUACCCCCUGUACCCAAACUAGAGAAGGCCGCUCCUCCAGCUGAGACCCCACAGGGAACAACAGCCUCCUCCUCAGACUUACUAGUGGACCCAGCUCUGGUCAUCAAAGACAGGCUGGCGGAAGAGGUUAGAGACCAGGCUGCCAUCGUCUCAGACAAACCUCCCACCCCUGCCCAGGUUAUUCAGGCUAAAGCAGCAGAGGCGUCCCAGAAGAGCAAGAUAAGUGCCAAUGGCGUGUGAGGAGGACUGAAAGGGCUUGACUGUACCCCAACCCUGUGUCCUUAGGGUUGGGUGGGGGCUAUCAAUCAAGCUCAUCUACACCAAGAGGGAUCAGUCAACCCAGCCACCCCUCUGCCCUCCUUAACACCUUCUCAUUCUCCUCCUUAUCCCCAAGACCGGGGGCCGUGAGUCUGUCCCCAAGUCCCCCGUCCUCCCUGUCUAGCCAAUGGGGCUCGCUGUGUGAUGGAAAGGUCAUAAGAUCAUCACAUGAGAUGAUAAUGUCAUCAGACCAGACAACGCUUGGCUAAAAUGACACUUUGCUCUGGAUCAGACCCCUCUCUUCUCUGGCUACACCUGGAGUGCGGCCACUGGCAGGUGUUUAAAACGGGACACCCCCCUCUGCUCUGUCUGAUCAGUCUCUGGUUCUUCUCACCUGCAUCUAUUUGGUCUACAUGUUAUGCACUCCAUCCAUUUUGGUUUCACACUCAAUCUCAGGACACUGUUACGUAAACUCUGAAAAGUCCCUUGACUGGGAUUACCUUUCGUUUUAGGGAUCACAGUUACCCAGUGAUGUAACAAAUAUUAUUAUGUCCUUGAAGAGUAGACACAGCCUCUCAAAACGUACCAUUUGGCCCAGUGUUCUGGUUGGUUGGUUUUGGUGUAACUUUAGUUUGUUUCACUUCAGGUUGUAUUUAGACCUAGCCUGGUCUCAGAUUCGGGUUGUAUUUAGACCUAACCUGGUCUCAGAUUCUGAUUGUAUUUAGACCUAGCCUGGUCUCUGAUUCGGGUUGUAUUUAGACCUAGCCUGGGUGCUGAAGCUCAAUCCUCUUGACGAGACACACCGCAAAGGCGAAAGCAGGAUGUGGCUGCGGUGUUUUAACGGUCACCUGCUGGCUGUCGACGAACGGUGGCGAUUCAACAUGUAGAAUUGUCAGGAAAUACACAGAAAAUAACGUCCAAUGUUUUGGUUCAGAGGCGAUGGGACGGCCACCCGCUGCUUUGAACCAUUCAUCGUCAAGGUGUGUUUUGUCUCUUAGAGUUGGCCGAAUCACCUCCAGAUCUGGAUCAGACUAACGUAGACCACCACCACUUCCUCCCCCUCGUGUAUAUUUGUAAAUACCCUGUAAAUUGUUCUCCGUGUCUGGCAGACAAAGUACAGCUGCUCUGUACGUUGUUUAUGCCACGCCCUCAAGCUCGCUCAACUAAAGAGUUCUAUGAACUUUUGCCCUCCUAUUAUUUUGUUUGUUGAAUAUUUAAAUUUAAGACUGGGCAACUCUUUACAUUAACUUGCCUUCAUACCAGGAAGUUACUCUCUAACUACUCUGGUAACCAGAAUGUAAAUGUUUAGCUCUAAAUGGUCUUUGCCGAUAAGGUAUAUAAACAAUGAUUGAUGUGUAAAGGAAAUUGGGCAAAUUAUGUCCAGCUAGUUACCAUGGUAGUUGCAUUUAAUUACAACAGAAAAUGUAGCACACGUGGUAUCUGUGCAAUUUAUUGUGAAGUGUGACCAUAUGACUGAGUGGCCCUAUGUAAUUUAGCAGACACUCUUAUCCAGAGCGACUUACAGGAGCAAUUAGGGUUAAGUGCCUCUGUCGAUGUGCCCUAGUCAGCUCGGGAAUUCAAACUAGCGCCCUUUCGGUUUCUGGCCCAACGCUGUAAUUGUAAGAUAGCGAGAGAGUUCACUCCUGAUACACAGGAGAGUCUGUAGGAGCACCUAAAUCCUGAUAAUCAACACAACCACCUAUCUGUGGACAAUUAGCUUUUCUAUUGGAAUAUACUGUGUAUAUAUUGUGUUAAUGCUGUUAUACUACUACCCUUGAUUUACACAUUUAAAAUAGAAUAUACUUGACUUUGACAGCUAUUGGAAAUGAUCCAUACCCACUGUUAAAUCUAAACUAGAGAAAUGUCUAAAGAGAAGUGUAAAAUAAUUUAUUUCAAACAGCAUGAAAAUGCAGGAUUUGCGAACUCUUAAAGGAUUGCACAAGAAAGUGUUACAUUUUAUUUUUUAAAUGUGGUUCUCAAAUAACUUGAAAUAUGGCCCCUAUUUGAUGAUGAAAUGCCUAGUACCUAUCCUGCUUACAUAUGUUAACACAACUAUGUGACCGAGAAGGUUCCUGGAAUGUUUACUACAUAAACAUGCAGAAUGUGUACUGUAUAUGUUUCAUGCUUGUGUGUGUGUGUGAGAGAGUGUGCAUUUGGUGUUGCCUUAGCCUUGAGGAAAACCUCUUUUCAGUAUCAAGUUAGGUCAGGGUUUCCCAAACUCGGUCCUGGGGCCACCGCUGGGUGCAUGUUUUGGUUUUUGCCCUAGCGCUACACAGCUGAUUCAAAUAACCAACUCAUCAAGCUUUGAUUAUUUGGACCGGGUUUGGGAAACCCUGAGUUAGGGGGUUACCUUUAUGAACCCCUCCCCACCCCUCCAACCAAAUUGCAUUACUUCUCCUGACUUCACUGAUUAGUCAGUGGCUGACCAUUCACCCUUUCUGAAUGGAAUAGAAUGGGCUUCAUAGUGCAUCUUCCUCUCCUUCCAAUCACUGAUCUGUAGGGGUGUGUGUGUAUAAGCAAAACCAAGAUGUCCACCCUUCUGCUUUGACCAAUCCAACCCACUCAGACCUGUGAUUAAUUCAAUGGAGGGUAGAGAGGACUAUGAGACCAGGGACACUCCUUUCCAUCCUUAGUUUAUUGUUCAACUUGGUUUAAGGAUUGUUUUGCAAAUUAAUUUACAGCCAGGUCUGUAAAAAGGUGCUUUGUUACCUCUGCUCUCUGUGGAAUGCCUCUUCUGCCCCAGCCCCACUGACUCUACUAUAAGAGAUUUAAGCUAUUCCCCUGCCUUGUUCCUUCCUUUGGCUCCCUUCCUUCAUGUUGACAGAUGCGUGAAAGGAAUUCACCAUAUUACUGCUUAUGCUGUUACCUUUUUUUGGUCCUUUUAGAUCAGUGAUCAUGGAGGUAAGGAGAUUAGGAAGGUGGGGGAGAGAAUUAGGACACAUACUUAGAUUAAUGUAGACUCCUGUGUAUAUACCCUCACUCACAUGCCCAAUACCAAACCAAACACUAACUCCUACCCCUAAACACUUGUUGGUACAAGCAAUAUAGUGAAAGGCAGAACUAUAUUGCUAAUGGCCUACCUUUCAGAUCAACAAGCGGUCGACGUGUGGGGUUAGAGUUUGGUGUGGAGUUGGGUAACAUGAACUAUACUGAACAAAAAUAUAAAUGCAACAUGUAAAGUGUUGGUUUCAUGAGCUGAAAUAAAAGAUCCCAGAA